Messenger RNA from Salvelinus fontinalis (brook trout), 7902 nucleotides. It is a transcript of the gene slka, whose product is annotated as STE20-like kinase a. The record is from RefSeq and is a predicted model, not a curated record. Gene Ontology annotation, molecular function: protein serine/threonine kinase activity; ATP binding. NCBI's taxonomy places the organism in Eukaryota, Metazoa, Chordata, Actinopteri, Salmoniformes, Salmonidae. The transcript is spliced from 19 exons. Gene Ontology annotation, biological process: protein phosphorylation. The coding region runs from base 747 to 4166 and encodes 1139 amino acids.
ACGGGUACGCGCUUUCCACAACAUGUAGCAAGGAGGAGGUGGCAAGGCACUAUCAUCAAUUCUGAAGUUGGUUCGGUAUGAAGGAAUAUUCCCUAUUAAAACCAACCGGAAGAAAAUGAAAUGUUUAGAAAUGGCCACACCAUAAAUGACUACCGUCUCGUGGAGUUUCAAGUCUGAGAAACUUCAUUUCAUUCUCGUUUAUUUUUCCGUUCCUUGUGACGACAGAGGACUUGUAUUAGAUUGCGUGGUUGGGCCGUAACUACGGGUUAUUAGUAUGUCUUAGAAGGGAGUUUUAUGAAAUCGCUACCGCUGAACUUCAAGACGAUGCUGCCAGUCUGUUGAGAUCCAUUUAUUAAGCCGGUUAUUACAUUGUCUAAGAAUGAUCGUGUGUGUAUUGUGGCAGUAACGUUAACCAUCGCAAGACCACCCUUGUGCAUUUUGUUGAGAAUGAUCAAAUGUAGCCAACGUGUUAUGUGAACUGUUUCAUUUACAAUAACAAUAAUGCGCGAUUGAUGUUUCAGCUCAUGAGUAAAUGCUGGUAUUGAAUUGUAGCUUAUUAUUAUUAUUAUUAUUGGGUUUAUUUCAAGAAUCGUCUUGUCUACUUGUCUAGCGGCUAAAUGGACACAGUGGCGCGAGCUAGCUGCCAUAUUACAGCCUGAUAGACACUUGGACGUUAUUGGGAAUUUUGGAUUAUUCUUUCUUUGUGGGAAUUGCUGGAAAGGCCACUCAGACUAAACUCACAGAAGAUGUCGUCGUUCUUCAAUUUUCGUAAAAUCUUCAAGUUGGGGUCUGAUAAGAAGAAGAAACAGUAUGAGCACGUACAUAGAGACGAGAACCCGGAGGAAAUCUGGGAGAUUAUUGGGGAACUGGGAGAUGGGGCCUUUGGGAAAGUAUACAAGGCCCAGAACAAGCAGACUGGGACCCUGGCUGCUGCCAAGGUGAUCGAUACCAAGACAGAGGAGGAGUUGGAGGAUUACAUGGUGGAGAUAGACAUUCUGGCCUCCUGUGAUCACCGUUACAUAGUCAAACUGCUGGAUGCCUUCUAUUAUGAAAGCAAACUGUGGAUUCUGAUUGAGUUCUGUGCGGGAGGUGCUGUCGAUGCAGUCAUGUUGGAGCUUGAGAGGCCUCUGACAGAGCCCCAGAUCCGGGUGGUGUGUAGGCAGACGUUGGAGGCCCUGGCCUACCUUCAUGAGAUCAAGGUCAUCCACAGAGACCUGAAGGCUGGGAACAUCCUUUUCUCACAGGAGGGAGACAUCAAAUUGGCUGACUUUGGCGUGUCUGCUAAGAAUACCAUGACGCUGCAGAGAAGAGAUUCUUUCAUUGGCACUCCAUAUUGGAUGGCUCCAGAGGUGGUGAUGUGUGAGACGUCUAAGGACCGUCCGUACGACUACAAGGCUGACAUCUGGUCCCUGGGGGUCACCCUGAUUGAGCUGGCACAGAUAGAACCUCCUAACCACGAGAUGAACCCCAUGAGAGUCCUGCUGAGAAUAGCCAAGGCCGAUCCGCCCACACUCAUGCAGCCUUCACGCUGGUCACCAGAGUUCAAUGACUUUCUGAGGAAGGCACUGGAUAAGAAUGUGGACCGUAGGUGGUGCACAGCCCAGCUCUUGCAGCAUCCCUUUGUUAGCAGUGUAGUUGACAACAAACCGCUGAGAGAACUGAUUGCUGAGGCCAAUGCUGAUGUCUUAGAGGAGAUAGAAGAAGGCAAAGAGGAAGAUGAAGAAGAAGAGACGGAUGCAACUCUGGUGGUGCCCGGACAUAAGCGAGCGCCAUCAGACACCAGCAUGGCCAGCUCUGAGGAUGAGAAGCUCUCCGAGACCACCUCUACACUGGACUCAGUCACAGAGAAGACAGAGCCUGAGACUGCAGAGGACAAGGCCAGUGAUAAGCUGUCUGACGAGGGCCUUGGGACCAGCGUGGGCGACAGGGCAGAGGGUGAGAAACUGAACGAGGUGUCUGAUGCCAGUAAUGAGGACUUAGUCAAUGGACAGGUGAAGCCCAUGGAGCCCAAACCAGAGGAAAGCCCUGCUGGAAAGCCUGAAGACAUUCCUGACCGUCAGAUCACCAUUGUGCCAGAAGCACCAUCAGACACGCAGGAGAGUGUGAUUGUGAGUGAGGAGACAGGGGAAGAGGAGAAAGUAGAGGAUGGACCUCCACAAGUAUUCAUGAAGGAAAGAGUAGAAGUAGAGGAGGAGGUGGAGAAGGAACCAAUCAAAGAGGAGCCAGAGGUGAUUCUCCAGCCUCCCACCAAAUUCACAGAUCCAGGGGACCAGCCUAGGAGUGCUUUAGAGGAGCCUGGCGCCGUAUCGACAGAGGUCAAUGCUAAACCAGAGGAGACUGAGAAGGAGACGCUCAUUGAGGAGAUGACAGAGGAGGUUAAACCAGAGGCUGAUGGGGUCACAGACAUAAACACAGACACCGACUUGAAUGAAGACACAGACGCAGACAACACAGAAUCGGACAUCAACACAGACGCAGAGGUAGACACAGCUGAGGGCUCCACAGAGGUCUCUGCAGACACAGAAGCCCAAAGAGACAAUAAUGUAAUACCGGUGGUGAUUCUUGAGGAGGGGACAACAGACGAGAGCGAGGAGAAGCCACCAGCUGAGGAAGCUCCAUCCCAGGAUGCUGUUUCGGAGUCAAAGACCGACCAGGAAAGCACUCCUGUUAAGUUGAAGCCGGAUGUGGAGAAGGAUUCUGACUCUGGGAGCAGCUCUGCAGCCGAUAGCAACAGCAUGGACCUCAACCUGUCCAUCUCCAGUUUCCUGUCCAAAAAGGCUGAGGCGGGAUCUGUGUCCUUACAGGACACGAGACGGCAGAAGAAGACUCUGAAGAAGACCCGUAAGUUCAUGGUAGACGGAGUGGAGGUCAGUGUGACCACGUCAAAGAUAGUCACCGAUAACGACACCAAGAACGAGGAGAUGAGAUUCCUGAGGCGCCAGGAGCUGAGAGAGCUGCGUCUGCUGCAGAAGGAGGAGCAUAGAGCCCAGCAGGCGCUCAGCGACAAGCUGCAGCAGCAGAGAGAACAGAUGUACCGCCGCUUUGAGCAGGAGAUGACUGGUAAGAAGCGUCAGUACGACCAGGAUAUGGAGAAUCUGGAGAAGAAACAGAAGCAGACCAUCGAGCGGCUGGAGCAGGACCAUACCAACCGGCUGAGGGACGAGGCAAAACGCAUCAAGGCCGAGCAGGACAAGGAGCUCUCCAAGUUCCAGAACAUGCUCAAGAACCGCAAGAAGGAGGUGAAACAGGAAGUUGAACAGUCACCCAAAUUCAUGAGGAGAGAGCUCAUGAAACUCUUAAAGGAAGAUCUAUCUCUCAUUCAGACUGCAAAGGAGCAGGAGUUUCUGCAGAAGCAGCAGCAGGAGUUGGAUGGAGCCCUGAAGAAGAUCAUCCAACAGCACAAACAUGAGAUUGCCACCAUCGAGAGAGACUGCCUCAACCACAAACAACAGCUUAUGAGAGCUCGAGAGGCAGCCAUGUGGGAGCUGGAAGAGCGCCACCUGCAGGAGAAGCACCAGCUGCUCAAGCAGCAGCUCAAAGACCAGUACUUCAUGCAGAGACACCAGCUGCUCAAGAGACACGAGAAGGAAAUGGAGCAGAUGCAGCGCUACAACCAGCGUCUGAUUGAGGAGAUGAAGAACAGACAGGCCCAGGAGAGAGGUCGUCUGCCGAAGAUCCAGCGGGGUGAUGCCAAGACACGCAUGGCCAUGUUCAAGAAGAGCCUCCGCAUCACCUCUGCACCUGGCACCCCAGAGCAGGAAAGGGAGAAGAUCAAACAGUUUGCAGCCCAGGAGGAGAAGAGGCAGAAGAACGAGAGACUCCAUCAACAUCAGAAACAUGAGAACCAGAUGAGAGACCUGCAGCUGCAGUGUGACUCCAACAUCAGAGAGCUGCAGCAGCUUCAGAAUGAGAAGUGCCAUCUCCUGAUUGAACACGAGACUCAGAAGCUGAAGGAGCUCGAUGAAGAGCACAGCCAGGAGCUGCAGGAGUGGAGGGAGAAACUACGGCCCAGGAAGAAGGCCUUGGAGGAGGAAUUCACACGCAAGCUCCAGGAGCAGGAGGUCUUUUUCAAGAUGAGCGGGGAGUCGGAAUGCCUUAACCCCACAACCCAGAGCCGAGUGUCCAAGUUCUACCCCAUCCCUAGUGUGCACAACUCUGGUUUAUAGCCCUCCUCAGCACAGGAACAUACUGGCUGGGCUCAUAGACUCUGUCCCCAUGGUGGUGGGGAGGACCUCAGCCCUGUUGUUAUCUGGAAACUAGCGUUGAUCUAUUGUGGAUCUUAAGCUAGUGUGAUGUCUUCACACAAGCAUGCACAUAUACUAAUGUUCAAAAGUUUGGGGUCAUUUAGAAAUGUCCUUGUUUUGUAAAGAAAAGCAACAAAAAAAAUCCAUUAAAAUAACAUCAAAUUGAUCAGAAAUACAGUGUAGACAUGAAUGUUGUAAAUUACUUUUGUAGCUGGAAACGGCAGAUUUGUUUUGUAAUGGAAUAUCUACAUAGUCAUACAGAGGCCAAUUAUCAGCAACCAUCACUCCUGUGUUCCAAUGGCACAUUGUGUUAGCUAAUCCAAGUUUAUCAUUUUAAAAGAGUAAUUGAUAAUAAUGUUAGCACAGCUUAAAACUGUUGUACUGAUUAAAGAAGAAAUAAAGCUGGCCUUCUUUAGACUAGUUGAGUAUCUUCAGCAUCAGCAUUUGUGGGUUCGAUUACAUGUUCAAAAUGGUCAACUAGUCUAAAGAAGGCCAGUUUUAUUGCUUCUUUAAUCAGUACAACAGUUUUCAGCUGUGCUAACAUAAUUGCAAAAGGGUUUUCUAAUAAUCAAUUAGCCUUUAAAAAUGAUAAACUUGGAUUAGCUAACACAACCUGCCAUUGGAACACAGGAGUGAUGGUUGCUGAUAAUGGGCCUCUGUACGCCUAUGUAGAUAUUACAUAAAGAACCUGCCGUUUCCAGCUAUAAUAGUCAUUUACAACAUUAACAAUGUCUACACUGUAUUUCUGAUCAAUUUGAUGUUAUUUUAUAGGACAGAAAAUGUGCUUUUCUUUCGAAAUCAUGGACAUUUCUAAGUGACCACAAACUUUUGAACAGUAGUGUACAUAUGCAAGAGCACACACUUAUGUCUACACACACACACACACACACACACACACACACACACACACACACAGCAGUGUCAGCUGUCAUAUGGAGGGAUGCAAUCGCAACACUUUCCUUUUCAAGCCUUUAUUUUCCCUUCUUCCCCCUUACGAUUUCACCCUUCUCAGCUCCAAGGAAAAUGUUGUCAAAAGUGACAUUUUCACUUUUCUGAGCAUGGUUAUGUUUUACCACUUUUAAAAUAGCUCAGGCAAAUUUCAAACCAAUUGCAAGUACCAGGUUUAUAAAGAACCCAGUGCCUAAAUGAAUUGACAUAGUGAUCCUGCUUUUCUCCAGACUUGCUCUCUUACCUGCUGCCCAAGUGCUCCCCUGAGGCCUUUUGCACUAAAAUGGCUGGAAAUUUGUACAAACCACGAAAUAUCAUCAAACCUUUAUUUUUUAGUGAUCCAUAUAAGCUGGUGCUUGAGUUAAUUCUAAGGUCAUUGAUAUCUGUUAACAAAUACAUGUAAUUUUUUGGUAAAUCGUGAAGUGCUCAUUCACGUGAUGUACUAUGUAUGGAGUUGUGAUUUAUUUUAGAUACUGUGCUGUUGAAUCAAUCAAAUCAAACUGUCCUGUAUAUUAGAACAAAUGUUCCCACUUUCUCCAUAUUGUAAUCACUAGAUAGUUUUUGUUAGACUUCUGGGUUGUCGUCAUGUCAGUCACCUUUCCUGUUAAAAAUCGACACAGCUUAUUGUCUUUUGGGUAUACUUUGAACACAUUAUUUUGGAUGUGGCAGACAUACAUAUUAUUACGCUGAAAGGAAUGUAAGCCGCUGAUCAUAAUUUUGCACUGUUUUAUGUGAACUGAGAAUAUGCAGUAAUGGACUGUUAUGUAUGUACAAUGAGCUCCAAAAGUAUUGGGACAGUGACCCCAAAACAUUUUGGGCUCUGUACUCCAGCACAUUUUAAAUGAUACUUUAACCUCAUAGUGGUUGUAUCGUUUCAAAUACAGAGUACAGAGCCUAAACAACAAAAAAUGUGUCGCUGUCCCAAUACUUUUGGAGCUCACUGUGUCUUACAGUCAGUAAAAAAAUUAGGGUCUACUUGGACUAGUUCUAUUUUCAAAUGACUUUUUGCCGCCUCUACCCAAAUCUAUUUUAUUUUUAAAUGAACUGAAUCAUUCAAAGCAGUGGCGCCUUGCAUUUUGUUCUGUAUUUAUACUUUUAUUUUCAAUUUGAAAUAUGUCCUUACUAUUUUACUGGGUUGGGGUCAAUUCUAAUUUAAUUUGAAAUUCCAAUAAAUUGUUUGAAUUCACUCAUGAAGUGGAGAAUUUAAUUAAAUUCUAAUAUUUUUAAAGUCUUCAAGCUAUGGAAUUAGACUGUUUGGACUUUUUGAAUUGGAAUUGUAAAAACAUGUAAUCUUUGGAAUUAAAUGUGUACAUUUCCCAGUUAAUAAAAUUAAUGCACAUAGUAUCAAACAUUGACUGUAUGAUUUGUUUUUAAUCAUUUCAACGUGUAUUUCUAUAUUUCCAGCAUAGCUAGGCUGUCUGAACAGUGAUAUGGUAAGCCUGAGGGAACUGAAUUAGAAUUGGAAUUUGUUGAAUUGUCGCGAUAAUAUUGAGUUGAAUGGAUUUAUCUCUGAAAUUAAAGAUUGAUCUGGAACUUGAAUUUAAUUAAAUGGAUUUUACAGGGAGAGAGAUUUGAAUUGAAAUCCUGGAAUUGACCUCAACCCUGCUAUUUUAUGAUUACCAGUUUUCUAAAUAUGUAUACAUGUUGUAUCAAUGUACAUCUCAAUAUAGUCUUUGGACAUCGUUUUUGGAUGGACAAUAUGAUAUCUGUAAAUGGAAGUCAUUAUACUGUCCUAAUUAGUUGAUUCAAAUAAGAAUGUAUGUACUGUAUGUAUUUAUAAUAUGGACAAAGUACUGCUGACCCCUUCAAGUGUUAAGUCCCCUUGACAUGAUGGCAAGUGCUCUAUAACAAACAUAUUCUUAUAGCAUGUCAUGGUUUGUGUAUGACAUCAUAAUAAAACAUAGAUGGCAUGCAAAGGGUGAAUGCUGUUAUUUUAUCACAAUGACAUCACGUCUUGAAUUCUGGAUUUGUAUUGGGAUUGUGGGUAAUAUUACCCAUAAUGCACAUUAGGUUCAGGCCAUAGAGCUAGAUGGGGGUUUCAUCUUUGUAUCUGGACCAUUAUAGCAUCUGUGACAGCAUGGGCAGCGCCAUUGAGGCAAUCUCCAUUUUGAAGUAGUCAAUUUUCUUCUUCACGAUUGGCUGAUCCCUCCUGAUGACCCGGGUUAGACAUGACUCGAACAAGGUCACCAGGAGGGUUCAGCCACCCAGUUGACUACAUUAAAAUGGUGGAAGCCCUCAAUGGCGCUGCACAUAAUAGAGCAUUUUGACCACUAGAGGCCUCUGUAAUUCUCUCUCUCUCUCUCUCUCUCUCUCUCUCUAUAUAUAUAUAUAUAUAUAUUAUUUUUUCACCUUUAUUUAACCAAGUAGGCAAGUUGAGAACAAGUUCUCAUUUACAAUUGCGACCUGGCCAAGAUAAAUCAAAGCAGUAUGGUUCAGGCAUUAUCAUAUUUCUAUUUUCUUUGUUUUACAAGCAGUUACUUUUUCAAAUACCUACAGGCACAAAAGUAUUGCAAGUAAUUGGAUAUUGAAAAUCAACAGGGGUUGAUUUAAUAUAUAGCCCGUCAUGAGCCUAUUGUUGUUGCAUUUAGAUAUAAUGUGGGACAUCUUAUCAUCCUGAAUAAACAUAUGCAUUUUUGAGGUCAGGUAAACUGUAUUUAAGAUGUUUGUUAAUGGACAUUUGUGCUGUAAAUAAAACAAUAAUUAUGUUAAA